Messenger RNA from Staurois parvus, 479 nucleotides. Lineage: Eukaryota; Metazoa; Chordata; Amphibia; Anura; Ranidae. The record is from the annotation of a GenBank genome assembly.
AUGCGCCCCUGUACCGCCUCCUCAUGCUGCUGCCAGGCCCGUAAUCUGCCAUGGGCCCCUGUACCGACUCCUCAUGCUGCUGCCAGGCCCGUAAUCUGUCAUGGGCCCCUGUACCGCCUCCUCAUCAUGCUGCUGCCAGGUCCAGAGUGUGUCAUGGGUCCCUGUACGGCCUCCCAUUGCUGCUGUCUCUAUCGCCACACUCUGCCAUGUGCCACUUUCAGGUCUCCUCACACUGCUGGUGGUUUCCAUUUUUGUCAUAGGGUGCUGUAUGGCCUCCCAUUGCUGCUGCCUCCACCGCCACACUGUGGCUCCACACUCUGGUUUUGGCCCCGUGACUGCCCAAAUGAGUGAAGUGUGCGGUGAUUCUAAGAUCGACGGCACUCAUCUGCAUGUCAUACUGACUGACAGUAUUAUUUCUCUUCCCCCAGCAGACUCCAAGGGCAUUUAAAUUAAAGGUACAGUGUUCUGCACUAAUAUUA